Messenger RNA from Lacerta agilis (Sand lizard), 4409 nucleotides. It is a transcript of the gene PACS1, whose product is annotated as phosphofurin acidic cluster sorting protein 1. Gene Ontology annotation, molecular function: transmembrane transporter binding. The record is from RefSeq and is a predicted model, not a curated record. Gene Ontology annotation, biological process: protein localization to plasma membrane. NCBI's taxonomy places the organism in Eukaryota, Metazoa, Chordata, Lepidosauria, Squamata, Lacertidae. The coding region runs from base 71 to 2980 and encodes 969 amino acids. The transcript has 24 exons.
GCGGCUGAGGCGCGGCGGCGGCGCUAGCGGGGAUUGAGGGAGACUCUCGUCGUCGUCGUCCUGCUCAGCCAUGGCGGAGAGAGGGGCGCUCGGCGGCCAGCGGGGCUCGCUCACUCCUUCGCUGCACCAGCCGGCAUCCAGCGCCUCAGCCUCUUCGGCGUCCCCGGCUGCACAGAGCGUUUCGGGGCAGCCUCCGCCGCCGACGGCGGUGCUACAGCAGCAGCAGCUGGCGCCUCCUCCUGCUCCUCCGGCGGCGGCGGCGCCUUCGUUGUCUCAGCCGGCCGCUCUCGGCCCCGGAGGAGGCUCUCUGGCCCCGGGGGGAGGCGGCUCGGGGGCUCCCGGGUCAGGCACGGCGGCGGCGGCGACGGCAGGGGGGCGCCCGGUCCAGAUGAACCUUUACGCCACCUGGGAGGUGGACCGGAGCUCGCCCAGCUGCGUGCCCAGAUUGUUCAGCUUGACCUUGAAAAAGCUAAUCAUGCUGAAAGAGAUGGACAAAGAUCUAAAUUCUGUGGUGAUUGCAGUGAAACUGCAGGGCUCAAAGAGGAUUCUGAGGUCCAACGAGAUUGUCUUACCUGUCAGUGGACUUGUGGAAACAGAGCUUCAGUUGACUUUCUCCUUGCAGUAUCCCCACUUCCUGAAGCGAGAUGCCAACAAGCUGCAGAUCAUGUUGCAGCGAAGGAAACGGUACAAAAACAGGACCAUUUUGGGCUACAAAACUCUAGCUGUUGGCCUUAUUAACAUGGCUGAGGUUAUGCAGCAUCCAAGUGAAGGAGCCCUGGUGCUGGGACUCCACAGUAAUGUGAAAGAUGUUUCUGUCCCUGUUGCUGAAAUUAAAAUCUAUUCCCUGUCCAGCCAACCAAUAGACCAUGAAGGACUAAAAUCAAAAUUAUCCGAUCGCUCUCCUGACAUUGACAACUAUUCAGAGGAGGAAGAGGAGAGCUUCUCUUCUGAACAGGAGGGGAGUGAUGACCCCCUACAUGGACAGGAUUUGUUUUAUGAAGAGGAUGACCUUAGGAAGGUGAAAAAGACUAGGAGGAAACUGACCUCAGCUUCUGCAAUUACUCGGCAGCCAAAUAUUAAGCAGAAGUUUGUGGCUUUACUGAAGCGGUUCAAGGUAUCGGAUGAGGUCGGCUUUGGACUGGAACAUGUCUCCAGGGAACAGAUCCGGGAGGUAGAAGAGGAUCUGGAUGAGCUCUAUGAUAGCUUGGAGAUGUACAACCCCAGUGACAGUGGCCCUGAGAUGGAAGAUACAGAGAGCAUCCUCAGCACACCAAAGCCAAAACUCAAGCCUUUCUUUGAGGGAAUGUCACAGUCAAGCUCCCAGACUGAAAUUGGAAGCCUUAACAGCAAAGGGAGCCUCAACAAGGAUGCCACCAGCCCAAUGGACGCAUCCAUGGGGGACAAACUGAAACCUGCCCGGAAUAAAAAUGCAGAUGACAGUUUCAACGAAGGAGACACACUGGAAGGAAACGGUCAGGAUACAUUUGGAGACUCAACCACCACCUUGGUCAUCCCAGAAAAAGUCAAGACACCUAUGAAGACCAGCAAAGGAGAUCUUCAGAGCAUGGCAUCACCUAGCAAAAUGGACAGUGCUGCACACACGCCCCGGCAGAAACGCAGCACCCCACUCAAAGAGCGUCAGCUUUCAAAACCCCUCAGUGAAAGAACCAACAGUUCGGACAGUGAAAGGUCACCAGAUCUGGGUCAUAGUACACAGAUUCCUCGCAAGAUUGUUUAUGAUCAGCUGAAUCAAAUCUUAGUGUCAGACUCAGCCCUGCCAGAAAACAUCAUCCUAGUGAAUACUAUUGACUGGCAAGGCCAGUAUGUAGCUGAUCUCCUUCAGGACCAGAAGAAGCCAGUUGUUUGCACAUGCUCCACAAUUGAAGUGCAAGCUGUCCUCUCUGCAAUCCUCACGAGGAUCCAGCGAUACUGCAACUGUAAUUCCUCCAUGCCACGUCCUGUGAAGGUGGUGUCUAUCGGGGGCCAGAGUUAUCUCAGCUCCAUCUUGAGGUUUUUUGUGAAGCAAUUGGCAAACAAGACAUCAGACUGGCUGAGCUAUAUGAAGUUUCUCAUCAUCCCACUAGGUUCUCACCCAGUAGCCAAGUACAUGGGCUCUGUGGAUAGCAGAUACAGUGGCAUGUUUCUGGAUGCCACCUGGCGAGAACUCUUCAGCAAAUCUGAGCCACCUAUGACAGAGCCUUUUGAUGUGGUUGGCCGGAUCAUGCAGUAUGUCAGUGGAGCAAAUGUGACCCACCAGCUGCCUGUGGCCGAGGCCAUGCUGACCUGCAAACACAAAUUCCAAGAUGAAGAUUCUUACCAGAAGUUCAUCCCUUUCAUUGGGGUGGUUAAAGUGGGCCUCAUUGAAGACUCGCCUGCGGCUACAGGAGAGGGAGAUGAUUCUCCCAUCAUCAGCCUCACAGUUCCCUCCACUUCUCCCCCUUCUUCCUCUGGGCUUUCCAGGGACGUCACUGCCACCCCUCCAUCAUCUCCCUCUAUGACUAGUGGACUGGCUGUCAUGGGGUCCCCCAAUAGCCCUUAUGGCGAUGUCAUUGGGUUGCAGGUGGAUUAUUGGCUAGUUCAGGCCACGGAAAAAAAGAAGGAAGGGGAGAAAAAGGACGCCAGCUCCAAAAAUACACUCAAGAGUGUCUUCCGCUCGGUGCAGGUGUCACGGCUUCCAAACAGUGGGGAAACCCAGUUGUCUGGGACCAUGGCCAUGACUGUUGUCACCAAAGAGAAGAAUAAGAAAGUUCCCACAAUUUUUCUGAGCAAGAAACCCAAAGAGAGAGAAGUAGAUUCCAAGAGCCAAAUGAUUGAUGGAAUCAGCCGGCUGAUCUGCUCUGCAAAACAGCAGCAAACUAUGCUGAAAGUUUCCAUUGAUGGUGUGGAGUGGAGUGACAUCAAGUUUUUCCAGCUAGCUGCCCAGUGGCCAACCCAUGUGAAGCACUUCCCUGUCGGACUCUUUGGCUCGAAACCGGCCUGAUGAUGACAACACGGUGGUCCCUCCUGUGUCCUCAUCACUCUGCUGCAAUGCGGCAUCACCUCUGUCCAAACCAUCUGCCAAAUCAGAGCUGUCCUGUGGUAACUUCACCCAUGUUGCAUUACUGUGUGUUGAUCUGGUCUCGCCAGGGAGGGACCAGCCUCUGGUGCCAAGAGAGAUGCUACAUUUUUGUCUCCAGCCAAGGAGCCACCCGCCAAUUGCUUUCUCAUAUUUUUCUGCCACAUCGUGUCGUGGGUGUCCAGCCUCCAUCUGUGCUGAGUGCAUUGCAUUUUGGGAAUGAAUCCCAAAAUAUUUGGAUUCUACUGGUUUCCCAUCACUCCUGGCGCACACUCCUUCUCUGAGCUGGCAUGCCUGUGUCUUCCUGAAGAAUGUGUUUGAGAACUUGUGGUCCACAAAACUUCGCCUUUAACAAUAUUGUUCUUUUUUACAUUUUAGCUUUUGCUGAGCCAACCGAGAGCUUUACUGAGCACCCGCUCUCAAAGUUCUCCUUUUCAACCUCAGCCUUUCCAAAAGCACAAAGCUUGCAAAGCCCACAUUGGCUGUUGUGUUAGCAACCAAACUCAACCCCAUCUGGUUCUUGCCAUUAGCAGGCAAGGCCCUUUCUCCUGCCUCCAACCCAUCCUGUGUCACGUUGCUAGGUCAAACAUGCCAGGUUGGUGGAAGGAGCCUCCGCAUUCUUGCGCGGUUGCCACUCCUUGCAAAGAUGAGGAGCAGAAAGGUCAGCUGUAGGGAGCUAGAAGCAGACACUUUUCUUCAACAGGCACACCCACUGCGCUCCUGUGGCUGUGUCCCUUCCCUCUUUCAUGUUUGUACUGCUCUUUUCUUACACUUCCCCUCCUCAUCUCACCUUCAAAGUGUUUUUUUUUAAAGAACUUAGGUCACUGUUUACCUAAGAUACAUUUCCAUUUCUUUGUAAGACUCCACUUGCUAGUGUGGCAUCACAGUGCAGUGAGGGGUGGGGAAGGUUGUCCACCAUACUGAAGAGUUGGAUAACUUCAUUAGACAGCCUGUCCUGAAACUCACCCUGUUCAUCUGUGUUUGGCAACAGUUCUGAGAGGGGUGUACUCCCAGCCACAUGCCACAGUCAAGAGGAGAAGCUACACCUUGUCCCUCUGCCCUCUUUCUGGCUCCUGAGCCUGCCUUGUGGUGUGGUGCAUCUCAGCACAAAGAGAUACUUGGGGGGGGGCUGCUUAGCCAUCUGUGCAGUCUACUUGUCACAGCCAUUUAUAAGGCAUGGUUGGGAUCCCAGCAGCAUUCCUUCCCUUUUGGCAUUUCAGUUUUGGGGUUUUGAUUUGAAGUAGCCCCAUGUUACAGAGCCUCUGGGAACUCAUAUGUGCCAUACCAGAAGUAGAAGACCUUGCCAAGCAUUCCUCUUCUAAGCACUCGCCUUGACAGGCAAGAGAUCAGCCUU